Knipowitschia caucasica is the source of this 705-nucleotide messenger RNA. NCBI's taxonomy places the organism in Eukaryota, Metazoa, Chordata, Actinopteri, Gobiiformes, Gobiidae. The record is from the annotation of a GenBank genome assembly.
AUGGCGUCUGUGAAUCCAGGACCGUGGACCAAAGACGAACUCGCCGCCAUCAACGACGAGGACGUUCUGAACCAGAUGAUUGACAAAGCCCAGACGUUUGAAGAGCGGAGUGUGUUGCGAGCCGCUCUCAGAGAUCUGCUGCAGAGAAACAUCGUUAAACGUCAGGAGGAGAGAGCAGCACGGCAGGCUGACCUGAGACAGCAGGCGACAGGAGAUGCUCCAGGUGCUCCGGGUGCUGGAGGCAGGCGCAGUGUGGAGCAGAAGAAAAGUCCAGUGACUGCUCCCAUUGGCAAGACAUCAGAUCCCUCUGUGGUCGUCGCCCAGAAAUGUCCCACGACUCCCAACUACAAAAACGUCAAACAAAUGCUGCUGGACUGGUGUCGCGCCAAAACAGAACCUUAUGAGGGUGUGAACAUCCAGAACUUCUCCUCCAGUUUUAAAGAUGGCGUCGCCUUCUGUGCCCUGGUCCAUCGCUUCUUCCCGGAUGCGUUUGAUUAUUCCACCUUGAACCCGAACGAGCCACGGCAGAACUUCCACCUGGCCUUCAGCACUGCGGAGAGGCUGGCCGGCUGCCCCUCGCUGCUCGACCCGGACGACCUGGUCAGGAUGCCGGAGCCGGACUGGAAGUGCGUCUACACAUACAUUCAGGAGUUCUACCGCAGCCUGGUGGAGAAAGGCCUGGUCAAGACCAAGAAGAGGCCAUAA